GCGUGUGCGGGAGGCUGUCAUUCCAUCGAACCAAACCCAAAAUACAGACCAAAUCAUGCUUCAACGUCACCUUGUUGCUUGUUACUCCCCAAACUUUCACACAUGACACAACUACUCAAGAAGAUAACUCCCACGAUUUCCAAUAAAUGCAGAUUGAUUUCCCAUUUACAGUAAAGCCCAAAUCCCACAACCAAAAUGGUCAAAAUCUUCCCUGGCGCCAUCACCCACAAGCUCGGAUCAAAACCAAAACCGUUUGGGAAAUUGAAUUUCGAAUACCAACACUGUACAAAACAACAUUGCUGAGAUAACCGUCUUCUAAAGUAACGACUCUCACUCCCACACCUUUCCGUUCUCUGCGUGUCACUCUGUUUUCCCAUCCACGUUUUCUCUAGACUUCUCUCCUCCCCAUAUUCCACCACCUGUUAAAACCAGCAUUUCGUGCUUUUUGGGUGCUAGUUUGUUUGCAAGUAUUUGCAGGAAUGAGGCUUUAUGCGUACGUGUUGGAGGGUAGGGACUUGUGUGUGGAGGACUCCUAUGUGAAGCUUCAGCUGGGGAAGUUCAAGUCCAAGACUAGAGUGUUGAGGAGGAGCAGAAACCCGGUUUGGAAUGAGGAGUUUGCGUUCAGGGUUCAUGACAUGGGUGGUGAGCUCAUUCUCUCUGUACUUCACCAUGAUGAUGACUCCGGAUUCUUCAACUCCUCCAAUGAAUUAGUGGGUCGUGUUCGUAUUCCUGUUUCGGCGGUGCUAGCAAAAGAGAAUCAGACCUUGCCGCCCACUUGGUUUUCUCUUGAAAGGGGUAGAAGUGGGAAAUUUAUCAGCAAGGAAUAUGGGAAAAUUCUUCUUACUAUUUCUCUGCAUGGAAGAAGUCAAGACACUACUGCUGAUCACCCCCAAUAUGCACAUUCAAGGGUCAAAACUAGGGACUUGAAAGAAUGGGAAGGACUAGUUGAAUCUGAAGAUAUUGUCAGCUCCAAGACUUCAACCUGGAAGGUUCCAGAAGGGAAACAGUUGAUGAAGGCUAUUGCGAGCCGCUUAGAGAAGCUGCUCGGUAAGAAUGAGGAAACCUCAAAAAUGGAUGACUCCUCAGAGGUAUCCAGUAUACCUUCUGAUUAUGAGGAUUGCAUCGAGGAACAACGACCCUCCUGUUGUAGCUUUGAAGAAGCUAUUGAGUUGAUGCAGUCUAGGAAUGGAGAACAAGAAAUGCCAGAGAACCUGCAGGGGGGCAUUCUUCUUGAUCAGACUUAUAUUGUGGCAUCUAAAGUUCUUAAUAUGCUUCUCUUUGCACCCAAUUCACAGUUCAGGCAAGAUCUGGCAGAACUUCAGAGAACAACAAACAUGAAAGAGGGGCCUUGGACUUGGAAAUCAGGGGAGUUGUCAUGUUUAACACGAGUUGUUAGCUAUACACAAGCUGCAACGAAAUUAGUCAAGGCUGUUGACGCCUUGGAGGAGCAAACAUAUAUUAAAGCAGAUGGUAGAGAAUUUGCUGUCUUGGUAAAUGUGGAUACUCCAGAUGUUCCAUAUGGAAAUUCAUUCAAGGUUAAGUUGCUUUACAAAAUAAUGCCUGGACCGGAGCUAUCUUCAGGAGAAGAAUCCUCUCAUCUUGUAGUGUCCUGGGGUCUGAGCUUUUCCCAGAACACAAUAAUGAGAGGCAUGAUUGAAGGAGGAGCUCGGCAGGGAUUGAAGGAGAGUUUUGACCAGUUUGCAAAUCUGCUUGCUCAGAAUUUUAAGACACUGGGUUCCAUAGAUUCAUUAGACAAAGAUCAGAUGUUGGCAACUUUGCAAACAGAGCCACAGUCAGAUUGGGAGUUGGCAACUGAGUACUUCUGGAAUUUCACUGUAGUUUCUGCCUUUUUUAUGGUCAUUUAUAUCCUGGUGCACAUUCUACUCUCUGUUCGUAGUGAACAACAAGGUUUGGAAUUCAGUGGUCUUGAUUUACCUGACAGUUUUGGGGAGCUUAUCACUUGUGGAAUUCUAGUCAUUCAAUUGGAGCGUGUUUAUGCCAUGAUAUUACAUUUUGUGCAAGCUAGAUUCCAAAGAGGAAGUGAUCAUGGUGUCAAAGCCCAAGGUGAUGGAUGGGUGCUUACUGUUGCAUUGAUCGAGGGGAUUAAUUUAGCUUCCUUGGAUUCAACUGGGUUGUCAGAUCCCUAUGUGGUUUUCACCUGCAAUGGUAAAACAAGAACAAGCUCUGUCAAGCUUCAAACUCAUGAUCCUCAAUGGAAUGAGAUACUUGAGUUUGAUGCUAUGGAAGAGCCUCCUGCAGUGCUCGAUGUGGAAGUUUUUGAUUUUGAUGGCCCAUUUGAUGAGGCAGCCUCACUUGGACAUGCUGAAAUCAAUUUCCUAAGACAUACUUCUACAGAACUGGCAGACAUGUGGGUCUCCCUUGAAGGAAAGCUUGCUCAGUCAUCACAGUCAAAGUUACACUUAAGAAUUUUUUUGGACAAUAACAAUGGAGUUGAAACAAUUAAAGAGUAUUUAGCAAAGAUGGAAAAGGAAGUUGGAAAGAAGAUAACCCUCCAGUCACCUCACAGGAAUUCAACGUUUCUGGCACUGUUUGGAUUGCCACCAGAAGAAUUUCUUAUCAAUGACUUCACAUGCUACCUGAAGCGAAAAGUGCCUUUGCAGGGUCGACUCUUUCUGUCUGCAAGAAUUGUUGGGUUUUAUGCCAACUUGUUUGGACACAAAACCAAAUUUUUCUUUCUUUGGGAGGAUAUUGAAGAUAUUCAAGUUCAUCCCCCAUCCCUAGCAUCUUUGGGUAGCCCUUCGCUGGUGAUAAUUCUGCGGAAAGGUCGAGGUCUUGAUGCUAGGCAUGGUGCAAAGUCUCAAGAUGAAGAAGGAAGGCUGAAAUUCUAUUUUCAAUCAUUUGUGUCGUUCAAUGUAGCCAGCAGGACGAUUAUGGCCUUGUGGAGAACAAGAACAUUGACCCCAGAGCAGAAAGCACAAAUUGCAGACGAGCAGCAGGAUGAAGAUGGGAGUUCUCUUGUUCUUGAAGACCCUGGAUCUGUUUUCAAUGUUGAAGAGGCAAAGAUGUCCAAAGUUUACUCUGCGGAACUCCCUAUUGAUAUAAAAUCACUGAUGGAAAUGUUUGAUGGAGGAAACUUGGAGCACAAAAUUAUCGAAAAGUCAGGCUAUCUAAAUUACAAGGCUACUGGUUGGGAAACUGUAAAGCCUGACCUAUAUGAACGACAUCUCUGUUUCAAAUUCAACCGCCAUGUCUCAAUCUUUGGAGGGGAAGUUACCUGCACACAGCAAAAAUCUCCUAUUGGAAAUGACAAUGGUUGGAUUCUGAAUGAGGUUAUGGCUCUACACGACAUCCCAUUUGGUGACCAUUUCCGGGUACAUUUUAGGUACCAGAUUGAGAACUUUGGCCUUGCUCCUGGUAAAUGUAAAUGCGAUGUCCACAUGGAGAUACUGUGGCUGAAAAGCACGGUUUUCCAGCAGAGAAUCACUAGAAACAUAACCGAAAAGUUCACGCGUAGAUUGAAGGAAAUGAUUGAACUGGUUGAGAGAGAGGCUCUACUGAAUUGCCCACAAGAUAGUUCCCCCUGAAGUAAAGUGCAGAGUGGUAGCAAUUGGAAGAUGCUCAACUACUUCUGGUUGAUAGUGUUCAAAGUUCACAGCCAUCAAUGGGGUUCACAUUUUUUACUCUCUGCCUCAUUUUUUGUAUUCUAAUGUUACGUGAAUGUGAUCAUAAAGCAUUCCUUAGUUGUGAUUUUUACACUCUAAACCCGAAAUCCUGUUUCAGAAAUGAUAUUAUCAAGUCCUUAAUCCAAUAAAAAAUUGUGAACUAGUAAAUUUUA
Vitis riparia (riverbank grape) is the source of this 3796-nucleotide messenger RNA. Its product is annotated as C2 and GRAM domain-containing protein At5g50170. Bases 480 to 3545 code for a protein of 1021 amino acids. The record is from RefSeq and is a predicted model, not a curated record. The transcript has 9 exons. Lineage: Eukaryota; Viridiplantae; Streptophyta; Magnoliopsida; Vitales; Vitaceae.